UAAAAAUGAUAUUUAAAAAAAAUAAUUAUAAAAUGAAAUUAUUAAUAAAGAAUAAAUUUAGAAAAAAGAUGAAGAAAAUAAUUAAGAAGAAUUAACUGAUGUAGAAGAUGAAAAUUUUAUAGAUUAAACAAUAAGAUAGGAAAGUUUUUAUUAAUAUCCUCAUUUUUAGAAAAAUAUAUGGUUAUAAAAAAAAAGCAUUCUCUCCUUUUUUAUUCAAUAACGAUAAAAUUUAACAUCUUCAGAUUUUUAUAAAAAUCUUCUCGGAUUAAUCCAUAUUUAACACCCUUAACAAGAUAUAAUGAACUUAAAAUAAUUCUUAGAUUAAAAUUAAGGCUAAAAAGACUUUUAUUUGUAAGAUUUAAUUCCUUUUAUAGCACAGUUAGCUUUAAAAAUUGAAUAAAUACCACAAAUAAUAUUCUUAUAAGCAUAUAAAAAAAACUAAAUAACAUUAAAUAGGCUUUAAGUGGCUGUAAUAAUAGCAAAUAUGUUUUUUUGUACAUUAAUACCUUAAGAAAAGAAGUAUAAUUUGCCAAAUACAUAUAAUCUUAACACUUUAUACAAAAGCACAUAUCAAAAUAAUAGAAAAAUUUAAAAAAUAAAAUGCAUUUUUAAUUAUUUUUCUUUAAUAAAAAAAACACAAGAAAAAACACUAGAAAAUGAAAAAAUAGAAUAUAUUCGUUUAUAUAACUAAAAUUAUAUAAACGCAAGAAGUUUAAUUGAAAAUUAAUAAAAACUUAAAAAAAUAUAUAUUUAAAAAAAUAACAAAAAUAUUGAAGAUAUAAAAAAUUCAAUAUAAAUAGAUUUUGCAAAUAAAUACAUAGGAGGAGGUGUUUUAGAUACAGGAUUAGUUCAGGAAGAAAUAAGAUUCGUUAUUAGUCCUGAAUUGCUUAUUUUGAGACUUUUUAGUUUUAAAAUAGAAGAUUAAGAGGCUAUUUUAGUAUCUGGUAUUGAUACAUAUUCAAUUUAUAGGGGUUAUUCGAACACUUUUGAAUGCUUAGGUGAAAAUAAAAAUAGAAAAAAUGAUAUUUUAGUCGCAAUAGAUGCCUUAAAUUUCUCUUAGUCAUAUGAUAGUGGUAUAUAAUAUAGAAUUAAUGUCUUAUUAAGGGAAAUAAAUAAAGCUUUUGUAGGUUUUUAGGCUCCUUAAGUACCUUUAGAUGUUCCAAUAAGUACAGGAAGGUGGGGUUGUGGGGCUUUUUAGGGAGAUUCUUAAUUAAAAUUAGUGAUUUAAUGGAUUGCAUGUAGUUUAGUGGGAAGAGAAAUGUAUUUUUUUCCAUAUAUGGAUUGCUUGUUAUUAAAUAUAGAAGAAAUUAUUGAGAAAAUAAAAGAUUUUAAUAUUGGAGAAUUAUUUAAAAUUGUUUAAUAGUUUUGUUUAUAAAUCGGAAAAAAUGAAAAAAUAAAACUUUUUGAUUAUAUACUAAAUUAAUUAUAAAAAUGAGAAAAAAAAAUUAUAUAUAAAUCAUUUAAAUGAAUUAUUAAAAAAAGUAAAGCAACAUAAACUUAA
Messenger RNA from Ichthyophthirius multifiliis, 1501 nucleotides. Its product is annotated as poly adp-ribose glycohydrolase, putative. The record is from RefSeq and is a predicted model, not a curated record. Gene Ontology annotation, molecular function: poly(ADP-ribose) glycohydrolase activity. Gene Ontology annotation, biological process: carbohydrate metabolic process; nucleotide-sugar metabolic process; ATP generation from poly-ADP-D-ribose. The transcript has 2 exons. Lineage: Eukaryota; Ciliophora; Oligohymenophorea; Hymenostomatida. Gene Ontology annotation, cellular component: nucleus; cytoplasm.